Messenger RNA from Adineta ricciae, 1794 nucleotides. The record is from the annotation of a GenBank genome assembly. NCBI's taxonomy places the organism in Eukaryota, Metazoa, Rotifera, Eurotatoria, Adinetida, Adinetidae.
AUGGAACAGCAAUGUACUUUAUUGGACCAAUUGCCGACUGAAUUAUUUUAUUUGUUAUUUGAUUAUUUUUGGGCUCAUGAAAUUUUCUUUUCAUUCACAAGUCUUAAUCGUCGAAUUAAUUCAAUAAUUAAAUCUUAUCACGCUUAUCAUCUUAACUUUGAAUCCAUUCGAAAAUGUGAUUUUACUCAGAUUUGUGAAUCAGUUCGACCUGAACAGGUCAUUUCAUUGAUACUUUCGGAUAAAAAUGAUACACCAAAUCAAUCGACAUUGUUUUUAUCUUAUUUUCAAAUUGAACAAUUCACCAAUCUUCGAUCAAUUUCAUUGAUAAAAAUUGAAUAUAAAUCAUUGCAUCGAAUAUUACUCGACUUAUCCGAGUUGAAACAAUUAGAAGCCGUUUCAUUUAAUUAUUCCGGUGAAAGAGGAAUGCACAUCAAAUUGGAAGAUAACAUAGGAGAAUUACCUGUAAAAAUCUGUUCACUUUCACCAAACUUUUAUCAAGAAAUCUUUCCACAAUUAAAAUCUAUCGGUACAAUUUAUUCCGAGGAAUUGACAUCAAUUGAUCUACCAAAUUUACUUCACUUAAAAUUAAAUUCAUACUCAUUAACAUUCGAUAUGAAUGAAAUCUUCAAAAAUGCUCCUCAACUUCAAUCAGUUACAUUUCUUUUCAGUCAUUUCGACCAUUUUAUUGCAACACAAUCAUAUAAUUCGAUAAAACAAUUGAAUUUAACAAGCGCUCAUAUUUCAAUGCCAAUUUGUAGAAUUGAACAAUUCUUACAAAAUUUUCCAAAUUUAAUGCAUUUUGAAAUAAGAGAUGUUAAUGAAACGACUGAUAUGAGUAUUCUUAAUGGAUAUCAAUGGCAGAUCAUUACACAAACAUUUAAAACAUUCAAUUUUGAAUUUCAUGUCAAGAAUGUUCUAACUGAAUCCGAUUUAGAUUCAUUUCGAACGCGAUUUUGGAUCGAAGAAAAACAUUGGUUUGUCGUUUAUCAUGACCGACGUCUUUUUACUGUUUCUCUUAAUGAUAUUGGUCUAUCUGCUAGUUCUAUAUCUUCUGAUUCAUUUGUAUAUUUAACAAUACCAAAUAAUUCAAUUAUUUAUCAACCGAACGGCUCCUCUGAUCAUCAAUUAACUUCACCUGACAAAAACUUUCGAUUGAGUUCAAUUAAAAAUCUUCAAUUAUAUUGGAAAAAUUCGUUUGAUACUUUAUCAUCAAUUAUUGAUCUAAAUCAAAUUGAAUAUUUGAGAAUCAGUCAUUCUUCGUAUCAUCUAUUGAAAUACAUUCAACAUCACAUGUCAAAACUUCGUACAUUAUAUCUUUCAGAUAAUUUUGAUAAAAUGAAUUCAGAAGAUUCUUCUAUACAUGAAUUACAAUUGAAACAAAUUUGCACAUUAAAAUUUAAUAGUUGGAAUUUUUCCGAACAAAGAAAUAUCACAAAAUUGUCUCAUUUAUUUCCUUGUGUAGAACAUUUACAAACCUGGUGUAUUAAAUCAAGAUCAGAUAUCAUUUAUAUCAUUGGUCAAUUCAAACAAUUGUCAAGUAUAACAUUUACUAUCGAUAGGAAAGUCAAUUCAAAUAGAUUGAGUCCAGAAUUUACGUCGGAGUUGAUUGUUAAUGAUAUUAAACAACAUUUUCGUUGUUCUGUGACAUGUGAAUUAGAAUUUGUAUUGAAUAAUUGUGGUUUACCAUCGCUGAUUCACAUAUGGCUUGGAAAACGAAAUAUCAUUACAACGAACGAUUCACAACAAUCGCGAUUUCCAUAUCUUAUAUGGCAUGGAAUAAAGAAGUUGUUUUGA